Molecule: messenger RNA, 489 nt
Organism: Glarea lozoyensis ATCC 20868
Lineage: Eukaryota; Fungi; Ascomycota; Leotiomycetes; Helotiales; Helotiaceae
Product: Dimeric alpha+beta barrel
Exons: 2
Coding region: 1-489 (162 amino acids)
Molecular function (GO): oxidoreductase activity
Source: RefSeq, a predicted model, not a curated record
AUGGCUGCCUCAACAUCACCCCGAGUUUUACGGAUGGCGGGUUCCUACUACCGCAAAGAUGGUGUUUCAGAGGAAGCAUUCCACGCAUUUUGCGCCGGGGAUCAUGCAAUCAAAGCUGCCAAAAUCCACGAGCGUUAUGGGAUCUUGAGCUAUCAAGUGGCCUUCAGCACCGCCAGUACGCGCGCAGUAACAGCUAGCCUUGGACUUCCGUGGAAGAUUGAUGACCAUGAUUUGAUCAUUGAGUAUUAUUUUCGCAGCAUCGCCGACUUGUUGGCGAUUUCGGGAGAUGCCGACUUUAAAGCUCUACACGUAGAUGCGAUGGACUUCAUCACCAUCGACAACACGACUGUCAGUCUAACAUGGGUGGAAACAUAUUUGAAGGAUGGAAGGUUGACGAAUGUGGGAGAAGAUGGCAAAUCUAUGUACCAGUCUUUUGCAGAACUAUCUGCCCUUGACAUGUCUGAUAAAUUCGCAAGCAAGUACUAUUGA